Messenger RNA from Struthio camelus australis, 2337 nucleotides. RefSeq names its product tripartite motif containing 16 (gene TRIM16). Gene Ontology annotation, molecular function: protein binding. NCBI's taxonomy places the organism in Eukaryota, Metazoa, Chordata, Aves, Struthioniformes, Struthionidae. The record is from RefSeq and is a predicted model, not a curated record.
GAGGUCUCUCAGGGCCUGGGCUGACUCGUGAGGACAUCUGAGAAAGCAAAUCCACGUUAGGCAAAGCUGUGUGGGUGAAACUCCUUGAUAGGAGGCUCUGGCAAGGAAUUCAGUUUACUUUCAUUCGCUUAAGGAGAACUAAACUGAAUCAUGGUCACUUGAAUUCUGCCAGGACUGGGACAAAGUAAAUGUAAUGCGGCUUACCUUAAUCCACUUGAAAAAUCAAUUCAGAUUAAUUUUCCUGAGUGCCUUGCACAGUUUGCCUUUUAUUUUUUGCAUCCUAACUAGUUUUACUGUUCGUGGCUGAAGCCUAGCAUGACCGUAGCUUCCGUCAGUCACUGGAAGCGCUCCUGUGGUUAUGCAUGGACUUGAAACGCGAAGCUCGUACGUUGAGUAGCCAGUACUGAGAACAGGCGUGGACAGGUUCUGCUAACCAUUUCACAGAGCCACAGAACUGCUGAAGUUGGAAGGCGCCUCUGCGGGUCUCUAGUGCAUCCCCAUGCUCGGAAGAGGGUCAGCUAGAAAAGGUUGCUCAGGGCCGUGUCCAAGCCGGUUUUGGAAUAUCUCCAAGGAUGGAAACUCCACAACCUCUCUGGGCAACCUAUUCCAAUGUCUGACCACCCUCGCAGUAAAAAAAAGGGCUUUCUUAUGUUUCAAAAAGUACUAUUUUUCUUUUUCCGUGUGCCUCUUAGUAUUUGAUCGAGACACAGCUCACAGAUAUUUCCAGCUCCUGGAAGACAAUCACAAAGUGACUAACACUGCUGCCUGGGAACAGCCUUACCCGGAUCAUCCCGAAAGAUUUGAACAGUGGCAUCAAGUGCUGGCUGAUACUUUGGCCGCUGGUUUGUACUUUGGCCGCUACUGUUUUGAGGCUGAGAUCUCCAGGCCUGGCAUUUACCUUGGGAUGGCGACAAAAAGCAUUGACCAGAAGAGUUGAGAAAGCAACAGCUGCAUCUCAGGGAACGACUUCUCCUGGAGCAUUGUAUGGAACGGGAAAGGGUUCUCUGUGUGGCACAGUGAUGUGGAGACACCCCUCAAAACUGAAGUGUUUAAUAGGAUAGGAAUCUACCUGAACUAUCCCCGUGGGACCUUGAGGUUUUAUGGGGUCACCUCUGAUGACAUGACUUUGAUACACCAGUUUAGUGAGAAUUUUGCUGAGCCGCUUUAUCCUGCAUUUUGGCUUUCAAAGAAAGAAAACUCUGUCAGGAUAAUCAGGCUGGGGGAAGAUGCUGAGAAGACCCCAGCCUCUUUGCCUCCCUCUGUGGAAGCUGCUCCUUCAAAAGCAUCUGAGUCAGAAGAACUGGCCAGUACUUAGGUUACGGUGUGAUGCAAAUGCGGUUACUGCAGGUAGCUGGGAAAAAAAGGGAGACAAGUUUCAAUAAACACUCUUGUGAUCAAAUGUGGUUCUGGGCAUCUCAUAUCUUAGGGAUGGACAAGACUUGAGAGUUCAUGUCCUCGCUCAUCAGCCAGUGCGAAUUGUUCCCAGCAGUAUAUGAAUACUCUAUUUGGUAUGAGUUAAAGGUGUUUUGUUUUUUGCUUUUUUCUCCAGUGAGGGUGUUGUGCUUAAUGCCCCGAGGCCCGAUUUUGGUCUUACAAGUGGGUGUGAAUGGGCAGACAGAAGCCAGGAAGACAAGAGUGUGUUGCCAUUUUCCCUGCUGGCUCUGGAUAGACAGUCGCAGCCCCCAAGGACCAGCUCAGUUCUCAGCUGGCUUCAGGAUCAGAGUGGUGUCAUUGAGGUGGUGAAACAUCCCUCUUGGUCCUCGCCCUCCCCGGUCUGCACGGAGGGCAAAUAGCUACGGGGGAGCUUAAGCUGGGAUUGAUACCAGUGCAAUAUUGUUCAAAGGAGACACCACUACUCAGCGUGGCCUGUACAUGCCCACAUGUACAGAGGUGCUUACACCGUUCAAGCUGUUAAUGAACACGUCCGUGUGCACAUGCCUGGGCUGAAAGAGCAAUAAAUUGAAUGUCUUCUGGGUUACCUUAGACUAAUGCCUGUGCUGAUGAUUUAUACCUGUGCAGCAUUUCACUUCAGAUGACAGAUGGAUUUCUCCAGCAGAAGGAUUCACAGCCUGAGCCUCACAUUGACACCAAGACUCAAUCAGCCCUUCUCCCCAGUUGUGCUGGUCUCCCUGGCGCAAGGCUGAAAGAACCUGGUGCAGCAAGCGUACGGAGACCACUUCUCCCAGGUGAAUGAUGAAUGUAGGACUUGGCUUCUUGUUGCUGCCAGUCUCUUCAUCUGACUGUGAUUGUAAGAGGGAGGAAAAGAUGGAAAGGAAAACUGAGAAAGCUAAUGAACUUGAAAAAUGUAUGUAAGAAAGGAGUGAAAGUAGAGCUGGA